This is a messenger RNA of Plasmodium inui San Antonio 1, 3708 nucleotides long. RefSeq names its product isoleucyl-tRNA synthetase. NCBI's taxonomy places the organism in Eukaryota, Apicomplexa, Aconoidasida, Haemosporida, Plasmodiidae. Gene Ontology annotation, molecular function: isoleucine-tRNA ligase activity; aminoacyl-tRNA deacylase activity; ATP binding. The transcript has 2 exons. The record is from RefSeq and is a predicted model, not a curated record. Gene Ontology annotation, biological process: isoleucyl-tRNA aminoacylation. The coding region runs from base 1 to 3708 and encodes 1235 amino acids.
AUGCUGACAUGGAAAAUGCUCGUUCACAUAAAAAGUUCUGGUAUAGAGAGGCCCAAAUCAGGAACUCAAAAUUCGUGCGAAAACAUCGCAGCGCGCGGGGCAAGAGGCAGCGUGUACAUCGCGGAGAGACGCGGCGAAGUGGCAACCCUGAUGCAGCGGCGGGGAGGCACCCGAGGCGACAAGGCCAAGUUCACCCCGAGUUUUGUAAAUAGGGGAGUAAUGGAAGGAGCACUCAGCACCGACGUAACCUUCGAGGGGGUCUCGGAAAAUCCCAACAUCGUGGAGGAGGAACACAAGGUGCUGUCCUACUGGAAGAGCAUCGACGCGUUUAAUACGUCAAACAGGUUAGCGGAAGGUAGAAAGCCGUUUAUAUUUUAUGAUGGUCCUCCCUUUGCCACGGGGCUCCCACAUUAUGGGCACCUCCUAGCAGGCAUCAUAAAAGACUGCGUGACGAGAUACAACUACCAGUGCGGGUUCUCCGUGGAGAGGAAGUUCGGAUGGGACUGUCACGGGCUGCCCAUCGAAUACGAAAUUGAGAAAGAAAAUAACAUAAACAAGAAGGAAGAUAUCCUAAAAAUGGGCAUCGAUGUAUAUAACGAAAAAUGUAGAAGCAUUGUGCUGAAGUACUCCAACGAGUGGGUCAAGACGGUGGAGAGGAUAGGAAGAUGGAUUGAUUUUAAGAACGACUACAAGACUAUGGAUACCACCUUUAUGGAGAGUGUGUGGUGGGUUUUCAGUGAACUGUACAAGAGAAAUUAUGUGUAUAAGUCUUUCAAGGUGAUGCCUUACUCAUGCAAAUGUAACACGCCAAUUUCGAACUUCGAGCUUAACCUUAAUUAUAAGGAUACCCCCGACCCAAGCAUUAUCGUCAGCUUUGUCCUUUUGUCUGACUUUCCGGCCGUGGAGGAGCCGAAGCAGCGGUUGGGGGAGAAGUUCGCUGUGCUGUACACUCAGAAGAGGGAGGACUGCCAGGUGAAAGCGACGGAGCAGGUACUAGGGCCGAGUCCACCAGGUGUAGAAGCAGAAUCCGCAGUAACCUCCGCAUCCGGAGGUGUCUCCCCCUCGCAGAGCGAAAUCCUCGCGUGGACCACCACCCCCUGGACGCUGCCCUCCAACUUGGCGCUCUGCGUGAAUGAGGCUUUCACUUACCUGCGCCUCCAUCACGUGAAAAGCAACCGAGUGGUGAUCGUGGCGGAAUGCAGACUGGAGUGGGUGCUAAAAGAGCUGAAAUGGAAUGUAGAAGAACUGCGACUGAUGAACCGCUUCACGGGGAAGUACCUGAAGGGGUUGCGAUAUAAGCCCCUUUUCAGCCAAUUCUACGACAAGCACGAUUUUAAAGAGAGGGCAUAUAGAAUCCUCGGAGACGACUUCGUGACAGACGAUGCGGGGACAGGCAUAGUGCACUGCGCACCGACGUAUGGAGAGGACGAUUUUAGAGUGUGCAAAAGUAAUGGAGUGAUCGACCCGGAGAAGUCCAUUUUCAUUGAUCCGAUCGAUGCAAAUGGAUACUUCACUAGCGAAGUGGAGAUGGUGCAGAAUCUGUAUAUCAAAGAUGCAGAUAAUGUGAUAAAGAGAUACUUAAAGAAUGAAAACCGACUUCUCAGCAACAACACCAUUGUUCAUUCUUACCCUUUCUGCUGGAGAAGCGACACCCCGUUGAUCUACAGAGCCAUCCCAGCAUGGUUCAUCCGAGUGAGCAACUCGACAAAGGAGCUCGUAAAAAAUAACGAGACAACUUAUUGGAUCCCUUACCACAUUAAGGAGAAAAAGUUCCACAAUUGGAUUACCGAUGCGAAGGAUUGGUGUAUCAGUCGGAACCGAUACUGGGGGACCCCCAUCCCUAUAUGGGCAGAUGAAAAAAUGGAGUCUGUCGUCUGCGUGGAAAGUAUAGCUCAUUUGGAAGAGCUCAGCGGAGUGAAAAAUAUAAGCGAUUUACACAGACACUUUAUUGAUAACAUCGAAAUUGAGAAUCCUAAGGGGAAGGAUUACCCCAAACUGAAACGCAUUUCAGAAGUGUUCGAUUGCUGGUUUGAGAGUGGCUCCAUGCCUUAUGCUAAGGUACAUUACCCAUUUAGCACAGAAAGGGAAAACUUCAACAAAAUUUUUCCAGCGGAUUUUAUCGCGGAAGGGUUAGACCAAACAAGAGGAUGGUUUUACACUCUCCUUGUCAUUAGCACGUUGUUAUUUGAUAAGGCUCCUUUUAAGAAUCUAAUCUGUAAUGGCCUGGUGCUCGCUUCAGAUGGAAAGAAAAUGAGUAAACGGCUGAAAAACUAUCCUGACCCUAUGUACAUUUUGGAUAAAUAUGGAGCAGACAGUUUGAGACUUUAUCUCAUUAACUCCGUCGCUGUGCGAGCUGAAAAUUUGAAAUUUCAAGAAAAGGGAGUAAACGAAGUGGUUAAGAGUUUCAUCCUCCCAUUCUAUCACAGCUUUCGAUUCUUCUCACAGGAGGUCACUCGAUAUGAAUGUCUGAAUAAGAAACCGUUCUGCUUCAACGAGGAAUGCCUCUACAAAAAUGAAAACAUCAUGGAUAGAUGGAUCUUCUCUUGUGUCCAAAAAUUGACCAAACUGGUGCACGUCGAAAUGAAGGCAUACAAAUUGUACAAUGUGCUUCCAAAGCUGUUGCAGUUUAUCGAAAAUUUGACCAACUGGUACAUACGACUUAAUCGGGAUCGAAUGAGGGGUACCCUGGGGGAGGAGAACUGCCUCCAGUCCCUCUGCACCACGUACAAGACGUUGUACCGAUUCACCGUCCUCAUGGCCCCCUUCACGCCCUUCAUUACGGAGUACAUAUAUAUGCAGCUGCGAAGGGUGCGCAGGGGAGCGGCGAGGAGUGAGGCGAUGGGCAAAGCAGCAUCUGGGAGUGACCCGGCCGAGACUGCGCCGCCUGACCAAAGCGUGCACUUCCUCAUGCUGCCGCAAGUCGACGAGAACUACUCCAUUGACGACGAAAUCAUCGAGCUGAUCGAAAAAAUGAAGACGGUCAUCCUCCUGGGAAGAGUCCUCCGGGAGAGGAGAAAGGUUGCCAGCAAAAAGCCACUAAAGAGCAUUACCGUUCUGCAUCCCACGAAGGAUUACUUCGAAAAAUUUGACCAAAUAAUGCACUACAUAAAGGAAGAGCUAAACGUUCUGCAGGUGUCCUGUUCUGAUGACACCAGCUGCAUUGACUUCACUGCCGUGCCGAAUUACAAAACGCUGGGAAGUAAAUUAGGAGCGAAUUUGAAGACGGUACAGAAUAAGAUAAAAAAUAUGGAUGCCAAAUCGAUUAGGCAAUACCAGAUCGAAGGGAAGAUAACCUUAGACGGAGUGACCCUGGAGGGGGAUGACAUCAUUAUACAGAUGAAGCCAACAUUCCAAGACAAAGACACAGACAUGAUAAGUAACGAAUCUGUGACGAUCCUCAUCGAUUUCAGCACAGACCAACAGUUAGAAAACAAGGCCAAUGCAAGAGAGUUGUGCAACCAUGUACAGAAGAUGAGAAAGAACCUUUCCCUAAAUCAGAACUCUCCUGUUAAAAUGCACGUAUACAUUGCAGACGAAACGCUCCGCAGCAACAUGGUGAGUGAGAUGGCAUACAUUAGGAAGUGCCUGCGCCGCGAGCUGAACGUGCUGCCUUCCCAGGCCGACUACGAGGGCCUCGCGGACAAGAUGCACGACGAGGAGAUCCUGCUGGCCGGCUGCCCCGUCCGCCUCGUCUUCGCCCAGGUUUAG